Paramacrobiotus metropolitanus is the source of this 1813-nucleotide messenger RNA. RefSeq lists its product as uncharacterized. The record is from RefSeq and is a predicted model, not a curated record. NCBI's taxonomy places the organism in Eukaryota, Metazoa, Tardigrada, Eutardigrada, Parachela, Macrobiotidae. Gene Ontology annotation, molecular function: protein binding. The transcript is spliced from 2 exons. Bases 632 to 1522 code for a protein of 296 amino acids.
GUUGAGAAUUGCUAUCUUUGCUGUCUGAGUCUGCUAAGAUACCCCAAGAUAAUGCACCUGUACGAACACAUUAAGCGACGGGAGACAGCGUGGAACGCUGUGGAUGUGAAUAUCGACGGCGUGAUGGUGCGCGGUCAUGUUAUAGGCCUGGAAGAGAAGCCAGAGAACGAUAGCACGCUACCGCGUCUCGUUACUAAGUAUUUAUUUCGGAAGUCCCACACAGCAUUCUAGGUUAGUCCCCUACGAGGAGGUUUGGGACCGUUCCUCCUUUGACUACGGCUGUGCAGAAGCGGGAGACAGUGUCAUGGUGCUACUGCAUGACGGCCCGGAACUUCCAUGGAAAUGGUAUCCUGGGAAUAUGCGAAAACCGUCGCUCCCGUGUUCAGUGGGCUCGGGGAUAGAGGUAAUCAUGGGUGAGCAGGAACAUCGCGAAGUGAUUCCGGACGACCAGAUUCGCAAUACUUCACGAGAUUGCUUUGAGCCCAAGCGCCUUCCACCGGACCAUUUCGUCAUGCGGACCUGCAGUGUGCCAAACGGUUACUGGGUUUUACAGCCAUCUGUUGCAUCGCUGCUGUUAUAAGAGGUUGAAUGGCGCUUCGAACUUCGUUUUUUUAAAAUUCUCGGCCAGCAAAUGCACUACAUUACGCGGAAGAACAACAGUUUUCGACAUAGCGUCAUUGAAAGAGAGUUCGAGAGAGAAAGAUUAGCCGAGAACACUGAAGAAUCAGAAGUCGAUAAUAAGCAGAUAAAGCCACUGAACGAUAGUGACUAUGGCUUGGAUGGCUUGAAGUCGAAGCCUCCAUUGGAAGUGUUGAGAGAGGUCUUCCUGAUGAUGGACACUAUCGAUCGUCUGCGCUGCCGCCGCAUCUGCUCGCUGUGGGAAGCCAUUCUCAAGUCGGUGGAGCUGUGCCAAGAUGUGCGUGUAGCACAACCCUCGCCAGACCCUUCGUUACCACAAACGUGGAGUUUUGAUUACAUAGUUUACGCUUGCCUUUUUAAGUACGUAACACCCGCCACCCACACCAUCUGCUUCUCCAAACCACCGGAAACUUAUAGUACUUGGGACAUGCGCGACGAUUAUUGGGCUGAUAUACCGCAAGAUCGAGUUGAAGGCCUGCUACAUUAUUCCGGCACGCAAGGUGUUGGCCGUUUGAUCUUGCACCAGCGAUCGAUCAAGAUCAGUCCAACGUGGAUUGGUGCUUCUCCAUGGAACUUGGGUACGCUGAUAAAAGGUAUCGCUGAACAUUUGUCAUUGUUACUGUUAUGCUGUGAUCGUGUGAUCUGGAAGGAUUAUGUUCUGACGAUGCUCAGCUACCAAGGCACACCAUUAAUAGAGUUCCGUAUUCCCGUUGCCGUCUUCACGCGCGAACAAAUCAAAGAGGAGCAUAUUGUGGAACUGCUGGAGCAGCAUCUGCAUUGCGAAGGACCGUUGUUGGAUGUGCAGCGCAUAGACCAGUACAUGCGCUUGGUCGGUGAGAUGGCCGACGACGACGAAAUGGUCCGGGAAGUGACAGAGGCAUGACAACUCUGGCUGAUAUUAUCUUCUGUGCUCGGGUGUACUGUAGAAGUUUGUGUGUUCUGCUAAAAAAUUCUGAAUUCUGCAGAUUUUGGAGAGUAUGGGUUCGGUUCUUCUGCGCGUUCGAAUCCUCCGAUCUGAGUCAGUGCAGACCUGACGCAGGUUUUACUUAAGCAAAGUUUUAAGAUUAAGAUUAAGCAAAGUUUAAGAUUUUUUCUCAGUAGUUUCGCAAGCAGAAGCAACAUUUUCCCACCGCGUACAAUCUGCAUUAAAAUUCUUAUAGUGCACGAGUACUUA